AUGUCUGGUUCAUGUUUCAAACCGUUUCGUCUCCGACGCUCUCUAAGAUCUAAGUUCCCUCCAGAGCCUUCCUUCCCGGCCUUAUCCGCUAACCCUUCUUCCUCAAAAACCAACCGGUAUGCAGAAAAUGAGACCAUGGAGAAGAAGAGAUUCGACAGCAUGGAGUCUUGGUCGAUGAUUCUUGAAUCCGAGAACGUGGAGACAUGGGAAGCAUCUAAAGGAGAAAGAGAGGAAUGGACCGCAGAUCUUUCUCAGCUUUUUAUCGGUAACAAGUUUGCUUCCGGAGCGCACAGCAGAAUCUAUAGAGGGAUCUACAAACAAAGAGCCGUUGCUGUGAAGAUGGUGAGGAUCCCUACACACAAGGACGAGACAAGGGCUAAGCUCGAACAGCAGUUUAAGUCUGAGGUUGCUCUGCUCUCUCGUCUCUUUCACCCUAACAUCGUCCAGUUUAUUGCGGCGUGCAAGAAACCGCCCGUGUAUUGCAUAAUAACAGAGUACAUGUCCCAAGGAAACCUCAGAAUGUACCUAAACAAGAAAGAGCCUUACUCGCUAUCGAUCGAGACUGUACUAAGGCUGGCUCUAGACAUCUCAAGAGGAAUGGAGUAUCUUCACUCACAGGGUGUUAUCCACAGAGACCUAAAGUCCAACAAUUUGCUUUUGAAUGAUGAAAUGAGAGUUAAAGUUGCAGAUUUUGGGACAUCUUGUCUUGAGACGCAAUGCAGAGAGGCAAAGGGUAAUAUGGGAACUUAUCGAUGGAUGGCUCCAGAGAUGAUUAAGGAGAAGCCUUAUACUAGAAAAGUUGAUGUUUAUAGCUUUGGUAUCGUUCUAUGGGAACUCACCACUGCCUUGCUUCCGUUCCAAGGCAUGACUCCCGUGCAAGCUGCAUUUGCAGUCGCUGAAAAGAACGAGAGACCGCCUUUACCGGCGAGCUGUCAACCAGCACUAGCUCACCUGAUCAAGAGAUGUUGGUCGGAGAACCCGUCAAAGCGGCCGGACUUCUCAAACAUCGUAUCGGUGCUAGAGAAGUACGACGAGUGUGUCAAAGAAGGACUGCCUCUGACGUCACACGCAAGCCUCACGAAGACCAAAAAUGCCAUUCUUGAUCGCCUUAAAGGCUGCGUCUCAUCCAUCAGCUCAACAUCCUCUUCCUCUUCUGUUCCUAUAAAUGCUUAGUAAUUCAAAGUUUCUUUUUUUUUUUUGCCAAAAGUAAUUCAAAGUUGUUUAAGUACCAUAACUCUCUCCCCGUUGUAAAGUUUACUAUUAUUCUUCUUAUUUUUUCAUUAGUGUAUUAUUCAUCUACGCUAUGUUAAUG
Messenger RNA from Eruca vesicaria subsp. sativa (arugula), 1312 nucleotides. Lineage: Eukaryota; Viridiplantae; Streptophyta; Magnoliopsida; Brassicales; Brassicaceae. The record is from the annotation of a GenBank genome assembly.